Molecule: messenger RNA, 5346 nt
Organism: Dermatophagoides farinae (American house dust mite)
Lineage: Eukaryota; Metazoa; Arthropoda; Arachnida; Sarcoptiformes; Pyroglyphidae
Gene: p120ctn
Product: adherens junction protein p120
Biological process (GO): cell-cell adhesion
Cellular component (GO): cytoplasm; plasma membrane; adherens junction
Molecular function (GO): protein binding
Source: RefSeq, a predicted model, not a curated record
UCAUCACACUCACACUUGUAUUCUGUGUUUACAUAUUCAUCUAUGUUAUACACUUGCUACUCGAAUCUUCGAACCCGUUGUCGUUGUAGUUGUUGUUGUUGUUGUAUAAUAAUUUGACGCGUCAAUUCCUUCACAUAUAUACAACAACAACAACUUUUAACAUUUAAUAUACACAUCCAAUAGAUAUAUAUUUCUAUCCACUGUGAACAAGAAUCGUUAAAGAGAUGUGAACCAGAACAAGGCAACAACAACAACAAAAAAAAUAAUUCCCGAAUUUAAAUCCCAAAAUUCUGCUACUACUACUUCCACAAUAACAACAACAACAAAAAAACCACGACGAAUUCUUUUCCAAAUGAUAAUCAUCAUCAUCAUCUAGUCUAUGUGAUAUUGUUGUUGUGUUCCAACUAUGUAACGCGAAUUCUUGAUUCUAUCUAGGGUUCAUUCAAUUUCUUCGAUAUGAUAUAGUCUAACAUAUCGUUAUAUUGGUAAUAAUAACAAAGAUGAUGUGGUUGAUAUUCAAAAUAUUGAUGUAAAACAUCAUUUGAUACAUGAAGAUGAUCAACCACGUUUAAUAUGUUCAACAUCACAACAAGAAUUUCAAACAAUUUUGUCAACAUCUAAAAUGAUGGCUACAGAUAAUAAUAAUAGUAAUAAUAUGGAUGGACAACAAAAAUCAUCAUCAACAUCAAUGAAUGAUCAUCAACAGGAUCAGAAUUUGUCAACAUCUAAUAAUCAUAAUAGUAAUGAAGAUGGUAAUAAUGAACAACAACAACAACAACAACAAAAUCCAUCAACAUUAUCUGCAACGAAUACAUCAGCAACAAAAACAACAACAACAACGUCAAAUAAUGGCAUAUUAAAUGAUGUGCCAGAAAAUGCUCAACUAAUAUCACGACAAACACAACAAGUAAAAACACAGCAAGUAAAAACGAUAACAAAAGUUUAUACAACACGUGAAAUACGUCAUAUUGGUGGACCAUCAACAACGGAUGGUCAACCAAUCGAACCUAGUAGUAGUAAUAGUAGUCAGGUUAUAGCAGCUACAGUAUCUGUUUCAGCCGCUGAUAAUAAUAAUAAUAAUAAUGGUGCCAAUCUUAAUAAUAAUAAUAAUAAUCAUAUGAAUAAUAAUGAUUCAUCAUCAACAAAUGAAUAUAGUAAUUUUCCUGGACCAAAAAUAAUGAAUAAUAAUGGUCCAUCAGAUCAUCAUCAUAUUGUAAAUAAUCACCAACAACAACGGCAACAACAAUCGAAUAAUAAUUUUGAUUAUGAUAAUCAUCAAUAUGAUCCUCAUUAUAGCAAUACAAAUUUUCAGAAAUUACUUCAACAACAACAACAACAACAACAACAGCAGCAGCAACAACAACAACAACAUCAUCAUCAUCAAAUGGCACCAAGUCCUAGUCCAGGUUCUGGUUCAACUGGAACAACUGGUUCUACAGCAGCCGCUCCAUUUGUUGUUAAUGCAAGAGCAAUAUAUGAUCCAUAUGCACGCAAUAAUCAGAUCGGAUAUCAAGAUUAUUCAAAUUUUAAUAAUUAUCAAGAUUUAGCCGUACAUCAUGAAAAUCAAAACGGUCCAACGAAUGUUGUUGGUGGUGGUAGUGAUCAUACAUCUGCAUCUCCUCAACCACCAAUACGAAGACAUAUAGCUGAAUUGUCGGCUGGUCCACCACCGGGCACAGUUUAUGGUUAUGUUCCAGCGGCGGCUAAUCACAAUUCGACUAUACAAAUACCGAUUAAUGCUAGUGCUGGUGGACCACCACCACCAGGUGUAAUGCAUUCACCAUCGGCAGCUAUCUAUGGAAAUUUUGGUACCGAUGAUGCACCUCAAGGUUAUCUAGAUCGAAGACAAACUUAUGAUGAUACUAGUGGUCCGCCACCAGGUACUGUUACAUAUGGUCAAAUGCCACAGAUGACAGCAGCCAUGUAUGAAGAUGCUGAAUCAGCAUAUCAACAUCUUCAUGCAUUACAACAAGCUGGUAUUGCUAUGGAUCCACAACAAGCAGCUGUAUUUUUUCAAAAUGGUGCCGCCGUUUUAUCUGCUGGUGCUCCAGGUGGACCUGCAGCUAGAAUUGGUCCGAUUCCGGGUGGUGGUGGUGGUGUUGCUCCCGGUUCAUCUGCCGUUACAGCUAUCGGACCUGAUGGUGUACGAUGGCGUGAUCCAGAUUUACAUGAAGUGAUUGAAUUUCUAACUCAUCCAAACAGUAUCGUUCGAGCCAAUGCUGCCGCCUAUCUACAACAUCUUUGUUUUAUGGAUGAUAGUAUGAAAGCAAAAACAAGAUCGUUAGGUGGUAUACCGGCUUUGAUAAAUUUACUUGCUCAAGAUGUAGCCGAAAUUCAACGAAAUGCAUGUGGAGCACUGCGGAAUCUCAGCUAUGGUCGCCAAAAUGAUGAAAACAAAAGGGCGAUACGUGCAGCUGGUGGCAUUCCAAAUCUAGUAAGAUUGCUUAGGAAAACACCCGAUAAUGAGAUUCGUGAAUUGGUGACUAGUGUCCUAUGGAAUCUAAGUUCAUGUGAAGAUUUGAAAAGACAAAUUAUCGAUGAUGCAUUACAAGUAUUGGUGUCGACCGUGAUUAUACCACAUUCAGGUUGGGAUCGUAAUAAUCCACAACAACAACCAUCACAGAUUCAACAACAUCAACAACCAAUCUAUUGGUCAACAGUGUUUCGAAAUGCUUCUGGUGUUGUACGGAACAUUUCUUCGGCUGGUGAAUAUGCUCGCCGUCGUCUUCGUGAAUGUGAAGGUCUUGUCGAUUCAUUAUUGUUUCUAGUUCGUGCAGCUAUCGGUAAAAAUGAUAUGGAUAAUAAAUCGGUUGAAAAUUGUGUUUGUAUAUUACGAAAUUUAAGCUACCGUUGUCAAGAGGUGGUCGAUCCUGAUUAUGAUAAACAUCCACCAGGUGUUCAAUCACCAAAUUCUAAUAAUAAUAUUUCAAAUACAUCAUCAUCAUCAUAUUCAUCAUCACCAUCAACACAACAACAAACAUCUGGAGCAUCACCAUCAUCAUCAACUUUAUCACCAUCCUCAUCAUCAUCAUCAAAAAAUUCCAGUUCAUCAUUAAUGGGUGGAAUCAGUUCGAAAGUUGGUGAAAAUAUUAGCUGUUUUGGUGGAUCAAAAAAGAAUAAAUCAAAAAGUGGUGGUGGUCAUCAUACUAUGUCACCAUCAGUUUCAGCAUCAGGUCUAGAAUCAAAAACAGCUAAUCUUUCAUUGAAUUCAAAUGGUCCAAGAAGUGGAAUUGAAUUAUUAUGGCAAACCGAUGUUGUUCAACCAUAUUUGGCAUUAUUAUCCGAAUGUUCCAAUCCAGAAACAUUAGAAGCAGCUGCAGGAGCUAUACAAAAUUUAGCUGCCUGUUAUUGGCAGCCAUCAAUCGAUAUUCGUGGUGCUGUACGUAAAGAGAAAGGUCUUCCUAUUCUAGUUGAAUUGCUUCGAAUGGAAGUUGAUCGUGUUGUUUGUGCUGUUGCCACUGCACUUCGGAAUCUAGCCAUGGAUACUCGAAACAAAGAAUUGAUUGGCAAAUAUGCACUCAAAGAUUUAGUUUCAAAAUUACCUGCUCCAUCAGCUACAGGUAUUCCACUUGAAACUGGAACCAGUGAUGAUACUGUCGCUGCUGUAUUGGCCACACUAAACGAAGUGAUUGCUCGUAAUCCAGAUUUUGCCAAAUCAAUGCUUGAAGCUGGUGGUAUGCAACGAUUAACGUUGAUCACUAAACAUCGUAAUCGUUUUUCCAGUCGUGUUGUUAAAUUCACAUGUCAGCUAUUGUACAAUAUGUGGCAACAUACCGAAUUGAGAGAUGUUUAUCGAAAAGCUGGAUGGAAAGAAUCUCAUUUUAUUAUAUCACAACAUUCAACAGCCACUAAUCAAUCACGUACAUCGACAAGAUCUGUGAAUGGACCAAGCGCAGGUAAUCAACAACAACAAAUGAUGAUGACACCAUCACAAUCAGCUAUGAUGAUACCACCAUCGACACCUACAUCGAAUGGAGCUUUACCUGGUUCAGGAUUCUAUCAUUCAAUCAGUGCCAACAAUACAUUGAGUCGUCCAAUGUCAACUGUUGGUGGUACGAAAUAUGAAGAUCAUGGCCAUUAUCGUGGUGUUGAUGGUAGUGGUGGUGGUGGUGGUACAUUAUCACGAUCUGGACAACAUCAUCAACAACAACAACAACAACAAUUGAUGGCACAAAGGAUGCAUGAAGAAAUGCUCAUGUCCGAUAUGAUUGAUGGUCGUAAUGUACAAAACGGAACUCAGACAUUAGUUCGUGCACCAAUUGGUGGUGUUCCAAUAUUUCCACCUGGAACGUUACCCGGCGAACCUGUAUACGCUCAAGUGAAUCGUGAACGUAAACGUCAACAACAGCAACAACAAUUAAAUCAAUUACAUCGAAAUUCACCAACACAAUCGUUACCACCUUCACAGCCACCACCACCACCUCCUAAUCAUCCAACAAAUGGUGAUCCAAAUAUGAAUCAUUCACCAAACAGUAAUGGUGGCCAAUAUCAUAAUGUUAAUAAUGUAUUAUUAGAUCCAACCACUAAUGAACCAAUUUAUCCUCCUUCAAUGCCUGCUGGUGAUUCAUGGGUCUAAUAUAAUGUUUAUGAUUCAGAAAAAAAUGGGUCCACACACACACACACACACAUGUACAUACAUACACACAUACACACCAAAGAAAUGGAAUAAUGACGAAAAAAAAAUUGUUAGUGAUAAAAAGAAAAAAAAACAUUUGAAUUAUUAUUACAAUGACCACAUUUUCUCCACUACAUAUUAUUUUACACAAUCACCAUCAAUGGUCAUAUACUCGAUAUAUAUAUUUUUUUUUUAUUUAGUGCCAAUGAAUUGAUGUGUUAUUUUGAAUGUCUUUUCCACAAACACACGCACAUACAUUCAACAUUAUCAACAAUCAUCGAAUAAUAAUAUCCAAAGAGAAAGAAAACUUAUCAUUUCUGUCUCUAUCUCUCUCAUUCAUGCAUAAUAUUUGAUUCUUUGAAUUUAAAUUUUUUUUUUUUUUCUGCUUUUUUCUUUUGUCAAAACUUUGAAAUUAAUCAUCACAAGUCAUCAUAAUUCUGUCCAUUAAUUUUAAUAAUAAUAACAAUCAUUCAACAGAGAGAUAGAAACAAAAAAAAAUAAUCACAAGCAUGAAUAAUUUUUUUUUGUAUACUCUCCUCUGUCUAUCUCUUGAAUGGCAUUUUUUUUCAUCAUCAUUCUUUUAAUGUUUUUCAUAUUUUUUUUUGCCAAUAAAAAUGAUGAUUAAUUUCUUGAACAAUAAAUUUGGAAGUGAAAAAGUCAAAGAAGGCGAAAUUCUUUCUCAAAUAUAGAAAAAUUAAAUGUUAAAAGUGGUCCGACCUGGCUAAUUAUCG